Messenger RNA from Dunckerocampus dactyliophorus (ringed pipefish), 2832 nucleotides. RefSeq names its product forkhead box A3 (gene foxa3). The transcript has 2 exons. The record is from RefSeq and is a predicted model, not a curated record. Lineage: Eukaryota; Metazoa; Chordata; Actinopteri; Syngnathiformes; Syngnathidae. The coding region runs from base 299 to 1684 and encodes 461 amino acids. Gene Ontology annotation, molecular function: transcription factor binding; protein domain specific binding; DNA-binding transcription factor activity, RNA polymerase II-specific. Gene Ontology annotation, biological process: cell differentiation; regulation of transcription by RNA polymerase II; anatomical structure morphogenesis.
CUCUCUCACCCCGCCUGUCAACGCUGCGUCCUGCCGGCCCACUGCAGCCAUCAGCGGGCCUCCAGCAUCGGAUCAGAACCAACAGGUUCUGGAAAACAAUGGAUGACUGAGCUUUAGAGACUUUUCGAUACAACUUCAGUUCUCGAAUCAAGUGGAGAACUUUAUUUUUUUGCGUGGACAAACUUUUACCAACAAGGAUUUUAACUUUUCUUGAAAUAAAUAAAAAAAAGAAGAGGAAGAAUAUAUCAUAUUUGUAGUGUGUAGAUAAUUAACUCUCUUUCUAAGUGGCUUGUUGGGGAUGUUGAGCUCUGUGAAGAUGGAAGCCCACGACCUACCUGAGUGGAAUACUUUCUACAGUGAGGCCAGCGAGAUGUAUUCCUCUCCCAGCAGCAUGAACUCUGCUCUGGGCUCUGUGGGGUCCAUGGGGACCAUCAACAGUUACAUCAACCUGAACCCAGCUAGCGCCGCCCCGGCAGGCAUGAACAUGGCGUACCCCAGCUCGGGCCUCAGCACCUCCCCGCUAGCCUCCAUGGGGUCAGGGGCAGGGCACAUGCCCCUCUCCCCGGUGGCACCCUCCCUCAGCUCGGGCUCGCUCACCCAGCUGGGUCCGGCCACUCCCGGCUCGUUGGGCUCCCUGUCCCACUACCAGAACAUGGGUCAGUCCAUGAGCCAGCUGGGAUACCCGUCGGGCGCCUCCCUGAGCCGAGCCGGGCCCAAGGAGAUCCCCCCAAAGCCGUACCGGCGAUCCCUGACCCACGCAAAGCCGCCGUACUCGUACAUCUCGCUCAUCACCAUGGCCAUCCAGCAGAGCGGCAGCAAGAUGCUCACCCUCAACGAGAUCUACCAGUGGAUCAUGGACCUGUUCCCGUACUACCGCGAGAACCAGCAGCGCUGGCAGAACUCCAUCCGACACUCACUGUCCUUCAACGACUGCUUCGUCAAGGUAGCCCGCUCGCCUGACAAGCCAGGCAAAGGUUCCUAUUGGACCCUGCACCCGCAGUCCGGGAACAUGUUUGAGAACGGCUGCUACCUGCGGCGCCAGAAACGCUUCAAGAUCGAAGACAAGAUGGCUAAGAAGGGGGGCAAGGAGGGGGGCAAAGGGGUCCACAGUGGAGAUGUCCUGCUGGAGGACAGAAGCCCCGUCGGGGGCUCAGAGGAAGCCGACUCCGCUCACUCGGACAGCUCCCACCCUGGGUCUUCCGACGACCAGCCGCUUCCCAGAAGUUCGCUGGUUCCGCUUGACUGCCCCUCGCUGUCCUCCCACCUCCACAGCCCACCUCUGUCCCAGCCGCCGUCCACCUCCUCCUCCUCAAUCCCUCCAUCCUCUUUGUCCCUCUCCGCCACCUCCGCUGCCAACCCCAUCUUCCACUCCCAGUCCUUAGCGGGCGGAGCCCACCUCCUGCCCGGUGCCAUGCAUCAGCACAUGGAACUACAGAGCGACGCCCUCAAGUCCCUGGACCCCCACUACAACUUCAACCACCCCUUCUCCAUCACCAACCUCAUGUCCAACGAGCAGAAGAUGGACCUCAAGUCCUACCAGGACCAGAUGAUGGCGUACAACAGCUACGCUGCCGGCUCGCCUGUGGCCGCCAAGCAGAUCUACGACAGCCCCAGCCCCGCCACCAUGGACUCUGGUGCCUACUACCAGACUCUGUACAGCCGUUCUGUCCUCAACGCUUCUUAAUGUGCACGCUCUUGCGCCACACACAGACACACACACACACACGCACAUAAGAGACUUGCAUCUACAAGCCGCCAUGUUUGAUGGACCAUAGAAGGUUUUUCUUUUCCCAUGGAGACUCUCUGGUUACACCACGCACACAACCCUGACCAUGAUGAUGAAGAUGGACUUUGUACAAAAUGUAAAUAGCAGCAAUGUGUGUGUGUGUGUGUGUGUGUGUGUGUGUGCGUGUGUGUGUGCGUGCGUGUGGGCAUUUGCAUUUAUUUAUAAAGGGAAUAAAUUUUAAUAUAUCUUAUAUUCUGCUUUGUGGACCAGUUACAACCUUAAUGUGAGUUUCUGCAGUGGGACACGCUUCAUUCAUGUUACAAUGUCACACUACAGGAACGUUCUCCAUGCGAUGAAGCCAACUGUGGUAAAGACUUGAAACAACAGUAUGCUGUGUUGUUACCUGGAGAGGUGAAUGCUUUGGGCCCGACUAUAAGUGGGGGGAGGGGGGGUGGGGUAAGCUAGUUACUAAAAAGAGAGAGGAGAGAUGCACUAUGGGAGAUUUACAUACAGUACUUUGCACUAUGGAGCUCCCACUGGCCAAGUGGGCUGAUAGUGUGUGUGAGUGUGUGUGUGUGUGUUUGUGUGUGUGUGUGUGCGCGCGUUACAAUACUAAAGGAGUGUCCCCACACUGAGAAGGAGGGGAGGGGGGGUGUCUGUCGGUGUAACAAAAGGUGUCACACUGCGGUCCAAAAGUGCCUUCUUCUGUCCACAUGAUCAGUUGUCAAUAAACUGAAGGAUGAUAAAGACUUUCAGGUCACAUGACGAAAAAGAAAGAUCUUAUUUAAGCUAUGUCGCUUUUCAAACUUUGGAAAAAAAAAACAAAAAAAAACGCAGUGUGUCCUUAUAAUAUACUAUUUUUCUCGUCUCCCUCCUUGUUUCUGUUGGUUUCAAUGUGAUUACAUCUUUGACUUUUCCUAAUAAAAAGGUUGAAAACGGGAGACAUGGUGCAUGGUGUCAUUUCUACCCAGUGAAGAAGACGUUGAAUUGCUUCCACUGUAUACUGUCCAGAUAUUUUUGUCCAUUUGUUCUAGUUCUGCCACACCAUACUCCUCCAAGCGUGCCUUAGUGCACUGGGAACAGAAAAGGGCCUUUAACCCAAAGUG